Sugiyamaella lignohabitans is the source of this 1956-nucleotide messenger RNA. It is a transcript of the gene MET12, whose product is annotated as methylenetetrahydrofolate reductase (NAD(P)H) MET12. The transcript has a single exon. Gene Ontology annotation, biological process: tetrahydrofolate interconversion. The record is from RefSeq and is a predicted model, not a curated record. The coding region runs from base 1 to 1956 and encodes 651 amino acids. NCBI's taxonomy places the organism in Eukaryota, Fungi, Ascomycota, Dipodascomycetes, Dipodascales, Trichomonascaceae. Gene Ontology annotation, cellular component: cytosol. Gene Ontology annotation, molecular function: methylenetetrahydrofolate reductase [NAD(P)H] activity; FAD binding.
AUGCAGAACCUGUCGCUCCGUUUACAGCGGAUGUCGAAGUUAGGCAAUCUGUUUGUGACAGUGACAUGGGGAGCCGGUGGUUCGUCAGCACAGAAGAGUUUGGAGCUGGCAGGGCUGUGUCAACAGGAACUGGGUAUUCCCACUUGUAUUCAUUUGACAUGUACGAAUAUGGAUCGAACGAUUCUGGAUGGAGCUUUAGAGCGUGCUAAGGAAAUGGGCAUUCGCAAUAUUUUAGCGUUGCGAGGAGAUCCUCCUCGAGGCAAGGAGUACUCGUCAAUUGACCAUGAAAAGGAAGGCGGUGAGGAUGACGAGGUGGAGUUCAAGUAUGCCAUCGAUCUUGUCAAGUAUAUUCGUGCCAAGUAUGGAGACUAUUUCUGUAUUGGAGUAGCAGCAUAUCCUGAAGGCCAUGUCGAUGGUGUUGAUAGCAGUGACCAGAAUCCCGAUAAGGAUAUCCCAUUUCUAGUUGAGAAAGUCAAGGCCGGAGCAGAUUUCAUCAUUACUCAGUUGUUCUAUGAUACACAGAAGUUCCUUUUAUUUGAACAGAAACUGCGUGACCAUCCGUCUCAUGUAUUUGAUAAUAUUCCUCUGAUUCCAGGACUGAUGCCUAUUAAUACGUACUCGUCGUUUGUUCGAGCCGCCAAAUUAAGUCAUGCCAGUAUCCCACCUCAAUUGACAGCUCGUCUUGAUGAGAUUCCAGUUGGAGACGAUGAACAGGUCAAGCAAUUCGGUGUUGAUGUGGUUACUGAUAUUAUUCAGAAUCUCAUUAUUGGAUCUCAUGGCAGAAUCCGUGGAUUUCAUUUUUACACCCUUAAUCUGGAAAAGUCGGUAGCUCUUAUUCUUGAGAAGAGUGGCUUACUUCAAGUUGAUGAUGAAGACGAGUCUGGCCACACUACCGGCUCGACUGUUGAUUCUAAUGACGCUGUUCGUAGAGGUAGUGCUAUUGUAGAAGAUGAAGAGCUGACCGUAGCUAAUCUGCACCCAGGUCAUAAAUCUGUAUCUCGUCGUCGGUCGUCGUUACUGACUCAUAACAGGCUUAUUACAGCUGAUUCAGAUGCUAUUUCGGGCCCAUUGAAAGCAGGAAAGUCGUCUGAAUCGUUGAAAGAUGAUUCUAUUUCAGAGAAAGAAGCAGGAAUCAAAUCGUCUCAAAGCAGCACCACCAACGAUGUUUUGGCUAUUUCUUCAGGAGAGGGUGAUCUCGGUCGUGAAGCUACAUGGGACGACUUUCCUAACGGUCGAUUCGGUGACUCGAGGUCACCUGCCUACGGAGAAAUCGACGGAUAUGGUCCCACACUACAUGUAGAUCCCACCAAGGCACUUAAACUAUGGGGAUACCCAGUCGAUAUCAGUGACAUCAACAACCUCUUUGCACGUCAUAUCCGCAAUGAACUAGAUAUUCUACCAUUCUCAGACCAAACACUAAGUGCCGAGACUGCUCUCAUUCAAGAAGAGCUAUUACAACUGAUCAACAAGGGAUACCUCACUGUAGCAUCUCAACCUGCUGGAAACGCUAUUAAGAGCACCGACCGAAUCUUUGGAUGGGGACCUCCUGGCGGAAGGGUGUUCCAGAAAGCGUUUGUCGAGUUCUUUGUCAGUGACGAGGAGUGGCAGAAACUCAAGCCCAAGCUCGACUCGCUCGGAGACGGUACUCUUUCGUACUACGAGGGAACCUACGAACACGACAAGAUCCAGCACACGAACCUUACACCGGGUUCGUCCAAUGCCGUCACCUGGGGCGUAUUCCCCAACCGAGAAAUCCUCCAGUCCACCAUCAUCGAAGAAGAGUCCUUCCUCGCGUGGCGAGAAGAGGCCUUCAGCAUCUGGGAAGAGUGGCGCAACCUAUACAAACCCAAGACCGCCUCAUACGACCUACUAGACCAUAUUUAUAAAACAUACCACCUGGUCUCUGUCGUUCACCACGACUACUUCGACGAGUCGGCCCUGUGGAAUGUUUUCUAA